This is a messenger RNA of Amaranthus tricolor (Joseph's coat), 2356 nucleotides long. RefSeq names its product alpha-1,6-mannosyl-glycoprotein 2-beta-N-acetylglucosaminyltransferase. Gene Ontology annotation, biological process: protein N-linked glycosylation; oligosaccharide biosynthetic process. Lineage: Eukaryota; Viridiplantae; Streptophyta; Magnoliopsida; Caryophyllales; Amaranthaceae. The transcript has a single exon. Gene Ontology annotation, cellular component: Golgi membrane; Golgi stack. Bases 435 to 1730 code for a protein of 431 amino acids. Gene Ontology annotation, molecular function: alpha-1,6-mannosylglycoprotein 2-beta-N-acetylglucosaminyltransferase activity. The record is from RefSeq and is a predicted model, not a curated record.
AACUCCACCAAAAAUUGCCAAGAAAUGUCUUCAUCCUUUCUAUCAAACUUGACUUCAAAGUCUUCUCUAUCGAUGCUUCUCUCUAACACAGAUAACUAAUCCCCAAAAAUCUCUGAUCCCUCAGCUUCCUUGAUUUAGUACGAUUCCCCAUUUUCCGCUUCAAAGCUUUUAUCUUUACUGAUAAAUUCCUACAAAACCCUAAAAUCAAUUUUUUUAGGGUUUUGAGAUUUCAGGGUUUUUGAUAUUUCUGAUCAAAUUCGAUUUGGAAGCAUUAUCCCCAAUCAAUUUAAGUGAGAAAUCAAUACUUGAGGUUUCAAUUUCCUCUUUAUUUGCAUAUGGGUUGUUUCAGUUUAUAUUUAUACUACUUUAUCUGUGGAUUUUUUAGUUUUUAGCAUUGAAUUGUUGUGGAAUUAGUUCUUCUUUUGUUGUAAUUAAUGUCUGUACCAUCUUCGAUGGCUCUAAACAAGAAACAAUCUGUUAAAUUAGGCAUUUUUGGAAGGUUAUUUUGUAUUUUUGUUGUUUUAGUAAUAUUCCUUUUAUGGUCUGUUUCACUGAUUAGAACUGAUUCUGAAUCCAAUUAUGCAUCUGGGUCUGAUGAGAAUGCUGUACAUGAGCAUAAGAAGUCUGUUUCUUUUGUUAAACACCGGAAUUUGAAAAUGCCGAAACAGAACGAAUUGUCGAAAUCUUUGGAGGAACGAAACGGUUUGCCACCUCGAAACGUAGAUCUUUAUCCUAGUCUUGUUAAGGAUCAUGUUGUGAUUGUGUUGUAUGUUCAUAAUAGGCCACAAUAUCUUAAAGUGGUUGUUGAGAGUUUGUCUCAUGUAGAGGGAAUUAAUGAGACUCUACUUAUUGUUAGUCAUGAUGGGUUUUUUGAAGAGAUGAAUAAGAUUGUGGAAGGGAUUAGGUUUUGUCAAGUUAAGGAGAUUUUCGCUCCGUAUUCUCCGCAUAUCUUUCCCGAUAGUUUCCCGGGUGUUUCCCCUCGAGAUUGUAAGGAGAAGGAUGAUGUGAGGACGAAGAAGUGUGAGGGGAACCCUGAUCAGUAUGGAAAUCAUCGAUCGCCUAAGAUUGUCUCGCUGAAGCAUCAUUGGUGGUGGAUGAUGAACACGGUGUGGGACGGAUUGAAUGAGACUAAGGAUCACAAUGGAGAUAUACUUUUCAUUGAAGAAGACCACUUUAUAUUACCAAAUGCUUAUAGGAAUCUCCAGCUUCUUAUAAAGCUGAAACCCGAGAAGUGUUCGAGCUGUUAUGCAGUUAAUUUGGCUCCCUGGGAUGUGAAGUCUAGGGGAGAACGCGUUUCAUUAUUGUUUGCCGAGAGAGUUGGGAAUGUCGGGUAUUCAUUCAAUCGGACUGUUUGGAUGAAAAUCCACAAGAAGGCCGAAGAGUUUUGUUUUUUCGAUGAGUAUAAUUGGGACAUAACAAUGUGGUCUCAGGUGUAUCCAUCUUUCGGGAACCCUGUAUAUACACUACGAGGACCGAGAAGCAGCGCUGUUCAUUUCGGAAAAUGUGGUUUGCAUCAAGGUCAAGAGGAAAAAAAGGCUUGUAUCGAUGAUGAUUCUCUGAAUUUUGAUGUGCAAAAUGAUGAUAGAGUCAUAAAUAUUAGCCCACAAUGGGAUGUGUUUGUUUAUGACCAUCAACCGGGUUAUAAAGCCGGAUUCAAAGGUUGGGGCGGCUGGGGAGAUGCCCGAGACCAUAAGUUGUGCCUGAGUUUUGCUUCUAUGUAUCAUCAAUGAUCAAGAAAUUCAUCUAACAGAAGAUGACCCAGAAGGCAAGACCGCAAGAGUGAAAAGGGAAACGAAGGAUUUAGACUAACAGGUUGAUAUAGUAGAAAAUCAAAACGAAUGGACUAGAAAUAUUCAUGUGGAUGACUACAAGAACUGAUUUAUCGAUUAAUAUAGAUGUUCUAAAUUUUCAGGAUUGAUACUUUGGCGUUGUUGCUGCUGCAGUAUUGCUUUACACAACUGAGUAAAGUCAUAUUUGUCGAUGACUUUGUACGAGUAUCUUGUAUUCUUUUGCAUCGUUCUCGUUUGGGUAGCUUUAAUUUUGUAUCCUACAGUUUUGGUGCUCUGAUGAUGCUCCUCAUUGUUAUAGUACUUUGUGUACAUCUUUGUUUCCUUUUUUGUAGUGACACUUGAAAUUUUCUUAUGAACAUAAGAGGUAUUUGUAUUUAGAUACAUCCUAGAUUGAACAUCAUCUUUCGUUGAGUUAAAAGUGAACCGACCUGAAAACGUGUAGUCCGAAAUCAUUCGAAUUUAACUACGUCUUCUUGUUAACUAAGUACACACUCGAGUGAAGCUAAAUCAUGCGUGAACCAUGAUUCAUAUGUCAUAAAAAUCGCCAAGUGUGCCGAGUUGAUUAA